Messenger RNA from Bubalus bubalis (water buffalo), 3955 nucleotides. RefSeq names its product cap methyltransferase 1 (gene CMTR1). Gene Ontology annotation, cellular component: nucleus; cytoplasm. Gene Ontology annotation, molecular function: methyltransferase cap1 activity; nucleic acid binding; protein binding. The record is from RefSeq and is a predicted model, not a curated record. Gene Ontology annotation, biological process: 7-methylguanosine mRNA capping. The coding region runs from base 208 to 2730 and encodes 840 amino acids. The transcript has 24 exons. NCBI's taxonomy places the organism in Eukaryota, Metazoa, Chordata, Mammalia, Artiodactyla, Bovidae.
GGGACCCGAGCGCGACAAGGCGGCCCGCGGACCGGGGCGGGCUAGUGGGGAAGCGAAACUGAGGGAGGAGGCGGCGGCUCUGGCAGCGGCUGGGCCAGGCCUGGUGGCGGCGGCAUCGGCGGUCUGACCGCCCCCCCUCUCCGCUCCUUGGCAGGUCGCCCUCUUCCCUCAGCUGGCUCUGACCAGGGCAGCUGACUAUCUGGAUUUAUGGUUGCAGUAACAAUGAAGAGGAGAAAUGAUUCAGAAUGCACUGCCCCUCUCAAGAAACAGAAGAAACGAGUUGCUGAGCUUGCCCUGAGCCUCAGCUCCACAUCUGAUGAUGAGCCUCCUUCCUCUGUCAAUCAUGCAGCAAAAGCAUCUGCUACAAGCCUUAGCGGGUCUGACAGCGAGACUGAGGGGAAGCAACGCAGCUCGGACUCUUUGGACGAUGCAUUCAAAGCAGACUCUCUCGUGGAGGGAACUUCCUCUCGCUACUCCAUGUAUAACAGUGUGUCCCAGAAGCUCAUGGCCAAGAUGGGCUUCAAGGAAGGUGAAGGAUUGGGUAAAUACAGCCAGGGUCGGAAGGACAUCGUUGAGGCCUCUAAUCAGAAAGGUCGACGAGGCUUGGGUCUGACACUGCAAGGCUUUGACCAAGAGCUGAAUGUGAACUGGCGAGAUGAGCCAGAGCCCAGUGCCUGUGAGCAGGUGUCAUGGUUCCCAGAGUGUACCACUGAAAUUCCUGACACUCAGGAAAUGAGCGAUUGGAUGGUUGUGGGGAAGAGAAAGAUGAUUAUUGAAGAUGAAACAGAGUUUUGUGGGGAAGGCCUGCUUCGCAGUGUGUUGAAGUGUAAGAGCGUGUUUGACGUUCUGGAUGGGGAGGAGAUGCGGCGAGCUCGGACCCGGGCCAAUCCCUACGAGAUGAUCCGAGGAGUCUUCUUCCUCAACAGGGCAGCAAUGAAGAUGGCUAACAUGGAUUUUGUGUUCGAUCGCAUGUUUACAAAUCCAAGGGACUCUUAUGGGAAGCCGCUGGUGAAGGACCGGGAAGCGGAGCUUCUGUACUUUGCCGACGUCUGUGCGGGCCCGGGCGGCUUCUCGGAGUACGUGCUGUGGAGGAAGAGGUGGCAUGCCAAGGGCUUCGGGCUGACUCUGAAGGGCCCUCACGACUUCAAGCUGGAGGACUUCUACUCCGCUUCCAGCGAGCUCUUCGAGCCCUACUACGGUGAGGGUGGGAUCGAUGGAGACGGAGACAUCACCCGCCCGGAGAACAUCAAUGCUUUUAGGAAUUUCGUCCUGGAUAACACCGAUCACAAGGGUGUCCACUUUCUGAUGGCUGAUGGGGGUUUCUCAGUGGAGGGACAGGAGAACCUACAGGAGAUCCUCAGCAAACAGCUGCUGCUCUGUCAGUUCCUCAUGGCGCUGUCUGUUGUCCGGACAGGAGGCCACUUCAUCUGUAAAACCUUCGACCUCUUCACACCGUUCAGCGUGGGGCUCAUCUACCUGCUGUACUGCUGCUUUGAACGAGUCUGUCUCUUUAAGCCGAUUACCAGCCGUCCUGCCAACUCAGAGAGGUAUGUGGUGUGCAAGGGCCUGAAGGUGGGCGUAGAUGAAGUGCGGGAUUACCUCUUCUCAGUCAACAUUAAACUCAACCAGCUGCGGAACACUGAUUCUGAUGUCAACCUGGUGGUCCCCUUGGAGGUGAUCAAGGGAGACCAUGAAUUUACUGACUACAUGAUACGGUCCAACGAGGGCCACUGUAGUCUGCAGAUCAAAGCUCUGGCCAAAAUCCGUGCCUUUGUCCAAGACACGACCCUGAUUGAGCCUCGGCAGGCAGAGAUCCGGAAAGAGUGCCUCCGGCUCUGGGGGAUCCCGGACCAGGCUCGAGUUGCUCCUUCUUCCACAGACCCAAAAUCUAAGUUCUUCGAGCUCAUCCAGGGCACUGAGAUUGACAUCUUCAGCUACAAGCCCACGCCGCUUACUGCCAAGACCCUGGAGAAGAUCCGCCCAGUGCUCGACUACCGCUGCAUGGUGUCUGGCAGCGAGCAGAAGUUCCUCAUCGGCCUGGGGAAGUCUCAGAUCUACACGUGGGAUGGCCGCCAGUCAGACCGCUGGGUCAAGCUGGACCUGAAGACAGAGCUACCGCGGGAUACUCUGCUCUCUGUGGAGAUUGUCCAUGAGCUGAAAGGGGAGGGGAAGGCCCAGCGGAAGAUAAGUGCGAUCCACAUCCUUGAUGUCCUCGUGCUGAACGGCAGCGACGUGCGGGAGCAGCACUUUAACCAACGGAUUCAGCUUGCUGAGAAAUUUGUGAAAGCUGUUUCCAAGCCCAGUCGGCCUGACAUGAAUCCCAUCAGGGUGAAGGAGGUGUACCGGCUGGAGGAGAUGGAGAAGAUUUUUGUUAGGCUAGAAAUGAAGAUCAUUAAGGGCUCCAGUGGCACACCGAAGCUCAGCUACACAGGGCGGGACGACCGGCACUUCGUGCCCACCGGCCUCUACAUCGUCAGGACGGUGAAUGAGCCAUGGACGAUGGGAUUCAGCAAAAGCUUCAAGAGGAAGUUCUUCUACAACAAGAAAACCAAGAACUCUACCUUUGACCUCCCUGCAGAUGCCAUUGCUCCAUUUCACAUCUGCUACUAUGGCCGGCUCUUCUGGGAGUGGGGGGAUGGCAUCCGUGUGCACGAAUCCCAGAAGCCCCAGGACCCAGACAAGCUGUCCAAGGAGGAUGUCCUCUCCUUCAUCCAGACACACAGCGCCUGAGGGCCUGGGGCGUGCCCACCCUGCCCAGCGCCCUGUCGUUCGGAGCCUGGCCUUGAGGGCGGUGGCCCCUCCCGCUCCUCGAAGAGCUCAGUUGGAGCCUUUAGAGGACACAUGUUCCUUCUGUGGGACACUCUGAACUUUCCUCCCUGGAGCGCUGCCUGGGAACUGUCUCCCCUGCCAGGACAGGACUCCAUCAGCUCCUGCAGCAGGUCAAGGUCAGGGCCCAAGGCACCUGGGGCCAGCGGGGGACAUGUCAGGGGUAGCAGGGCUCUGCCGUUCUCGCUUGUAGCGCACACUCACUUUUCUGAGUUCUGUGCAUUGCCCGAGGGCGCCUGUGCCCCUGCCUUGCCCAGCUUUUUAUUGGGCAAACUCUGAGAGGGGAGGCCCAUUGUUGUGAGCUGGCUGGAGCAGCUGCUAUAUAAAUCAAAGUUCUGUUUCCUUGAACUUGUUCUGUUUUGAUGCCAAGUUGGAGAAGACUGCCUCCUCCCCUGCCCUGCCCUGGUCUUCCCAGCCCACACCUCUGACCAUCCUGCAGGCCGGGAAGGGAAGCAUGUGGACCCCGUCUGAUACUACAUAGGAUGCAGGUGGCAUGUCUGGGAGUGGGUGUGACUGCUUCCUGGGGUUGUAGAGUCUUUCUGUGCCCCAGCCCUCUCAGUGUAAACCCUGGGCAGCUCUAGAAGGGGAGGAAGCAGCCUUGAAGAGCUGCGUUUUCUGUGGCCAGCAGUGGUGGCCCCCUGUAACAGGGUCCUCCAGGGUUGGGUGGCACCCAGUCCUCUGGCGAUCAUGGCACUCCUGGUUGCCCCAGACACCUUGCCACCCUCCCCCCGUCCUUUGUUUUCUUCCCCAACAGGAGGCACAGUUGCUUUUGUUUGUCCUUAUGUGGUCACUCCACGUCCUCUAUAUCUUGGCGGGCGGAGGGGGAAAGCUGGGCAGUAGCUUUGGGUGGGGGAGGGAACCUGGGGUGGUUUUUAAUGGGAAAUACCUCUCGGAGAUGCUCACAGGGGCUCCCUAGGGCCCCAUCCGUGUACUAAACUGGUUUCCAUGGAGAUAGAGGGCACGGAGGCUUCCCAUGAGGUUGGAAUUGACUCCACCUCAGGGGUCUCCAGCCCACAUCCAGCCCCUCCCCCCAGGUUGUCAGCAGCACCGCUGAGAUGCUGUAUUUCCACCCAAUUCUGGGUAUCAGUGUGUCUUGCAGAACCUUGGAUCAUUAAAGACAUAUUUUUAA